Oryza brachyantha (malo sina) is the source of this 2345-nucleotide messenger RNA. Its product is annotated as protein SUPPRESSOR OF GENE SILENCING 3 homolog. Gene Ontology annotation, biological process: regulatory ncRNA-mediated gene silencing; defense response to virus. The record is from RefSeq and is a predicted model, not a curated record. The coding region runs from base 56 to 1867 and encodes 603 amino acids. The transcript has 6 exons. NCBI's taxonomy places the organism in Eukaryota, Viridiplantae, Streptophyta, Magnoliopsida, Poales, Poaceae.
GCAGUCACCACUCCCCCUCCUCCUGCUGCUGCUUCACCGAGAGACCCCCCUCGAGAUGUCCGGCGGCGGGGGGGCACCUGGCUCCGGCAGCAACAGCAACGGCUACGGGCAUGGUUGGGUCGAGAAGAAGUCGAAGAAAUCAGAAAAUUCAGUUGGGAAGGGACAAAGAGCACCAUGCACUUCUUCCAAUACUUCACAUGCACCUAAUAGGGUGUGGCAAGUAAGGAACGGCAAUGGAUCUGGUUCGGUUCAACAUUCUGAUCGUAGGCCUGCUACCAGAUGCAUUUCUAGGUCACUUCCACAAAAUAAGCAUACACAAAGGAAACAGAAAGAACCAGUCUCAGUUGUGACUGCACCUCCUGCAAAUGGCUUGCAGUGGGUACCCAGGUCUAGCUCAUCUGUCUCUGACAGCAAUAAGGAUGAUGCUCCUACAUCCAGUUGUGACCCUAAAAUGGAAAAUGGUGAAGAUGACAAUGCAUACGACGAUGAUUCUGACAAUGUAUAUGAUGAUGAUGAUGAUUCUGAUGAUGAUAUGGUUGAUGAUACUGAGUCAACUGAGAAAAAUUUUGAGAUUCGGAAAAGACAUGAGCUGUUGAAAAGUAUUUUUGAACUUCUGGAGAAUUUAAGUGUUGAACAAAUAAAUGACAAGUCUAGGCACUGGCAUUGUCCAGCAUGCAAAAAUGUACGUGGUGGAGUUGCCUGGUACAAAGGGUUACAACCUUUGAUGAAUCAUGCUAGAACAAAGGGUUCUAAAAGGGUUAAGCUUCACAGAGAAUUAGCUGCAUUGCUGGAAGAGGAGCUGUAUCGUAUGGGAGUUUCAAUGGCACCAUCUGGUGAGUUUUUUGGAAUCUGGAAAGGAUUGCGAGAAAACACGGAUCGUCGGAUAGUAUGGCCACCGGUGGUUAUUGUUAUGAACACUCGAUUGGAACAAGACGAGGAUGGCAAGUGGAAAGGCAUGGGAAACCAAGAGCUCCGUGGUUAUUUCAUUAACUAUCAUGUGAAGGAAGCAUGCCAUGCUUAUGGUCCAGAUGGGCACAGUGGUAUGAGUGCACUAAUAUUUGAAGGAUCGGCUGUGGCCUAUAAGGAGGCAGAACGGUUGCACAAUCACUUUGUUGGUCAAAGAAUGGACAGGAAUGCAUGGUUGAAUCUCAGGGUCGUUGUACCUGGUGGGAAAAAGCAACUAUAUGGUUUCUUAGCUGAAAAAGAAGAUAUGGAGGAGUUCAAUAGAUCUCAUGAAAAAGACUAUUUGAAAUACGAGAUGACAUCUUAUAAUGAGAUGGUGGUUACUAGAUUAAAACAGAUGAGUGAAGACAACCAACAACUGAAUUACGUGAAGAACGAGUUGGUUAAGACAAAGCAACAUUCUAAAGAAGUAGAAAAAGCCUUGGGUGCUGAGACCCAGAAACUUCAGGAAGCAAUUGAAGAUAGUAUUAUUUUGAAGAGAAAAACCAAUGAGUUGUUCUUGGAGUGUGAGGAACAGAUGAAGUUUCAUGCAAAAUUUUAUCAUGAUCAAAUUGAAGGACUCCGCAAGGAUACCGAGCAGAAAGAAAGUGAGUUUGAAAGGUUGCUGCAGGAGGAGCUAGCACAAGCCAUAGAGUGUGAUGUUGACUAUGAAACUGCACAAAAUACAGAAAAUUGCAGGCUAAGUGAGGAGCAGAUACAAAGAAUCGUAGAUUGCCAGGUGAAGGACGUGAAGGAGUUUGGAGCUGAACAAGAUGAAUUGAUUAAAGCCCAUGAAGAGAAGAAGGCGAAGGUCAAGAAGGAGUACAUGGAGAAGGAUUUUGAGCUGGAGGAGGAGCUCUAUGCGGCUCUCACCAGUCUGAUGGAGAAACACAAGCCGGACAGCUUUCAAUCCUCCAGCUCUUGAAGAGCUAUGCUGUCCAUCUUGUCAAAAAUAAAAAUAAAUGAAAAAGAGCUGCAGCCCACCGAUACAUAUGCCUUGCUCACAACAAUCUCAAGAGGCUAUGCACUUCAUAAUGUACAUGCCGAUAUGUUAUUUGAACUGCUCAGAAAUUCUCUCCCAAGUCGCGUCUCUGCGCAAUCGUGUUGCAUCCACAAUUUGUUGUUCUGAUUCUGAAAUUUUUAUGCAUCUGCGAAGAUACCAGUCAAUUUGAUGAACUGGCAAACAGUUUCUUCUUCUUCUGCCAAAUUAAACCUAGACGGUUUUUAUCUCACUUGUAAGUUAACGCAAGGAAGAGAAAUAUCAAACAUAUUUGUGGUUCUACAGUUCUACUACUUUGCAGGCCAAAUAAUUCGGAAUUGUCAAGUACUACUAAGUCUUUAAUACUUCUAGAGAUUCAGAAAGUGUAAGCAUGGUUUGAAGUUUGGACUUCGGAAUGAGAAAU